AUGGCUGACCCUCCAGGAUGGACACACCUUCUGUUGGAGUCAGGCCAACUGGACAAUCUUCAAUCUCCACUCCGGGGCUCAGCUCGUCUCAGGUUCACAUGUCUUUCUGUGUCUGUCAGAUUCAUAGCAUUGGGUAGUAACACUGGAAAUGUGUAUAUCUUUGACAGACUUACUCAGAAACAUCUUCAAGUUGUAUUUCCAGAAGUGGAUCCUGCUGCAGUGAAUGUUGUGUCCUUAUGUCCAAAUGAGAAGUUGGUGGCCUUCUCAACACUUAACGGCCAUGUGAUAGUAAUGGAGAUGAAUGUUGAUAGACGAGCUCGGCCUGAGAGAUUAAAACUUGUCACAGAGCACAUGAGAACUACUGUUACCUGUAUACAGUGGGAACACUCUGGUGGUAAAAUCUAUGUGUCUGAUGUUACCGGCAAAGUUUCCAUGACUGUUGUCCCCAAGGUGAAGAAUCUGGUGGUGAUGCCUGUGGAUGUCAUCAUGCGUCUUGAAUCCGCGGUCAUCCAGAUGGACUGGUCUGAUAACAAGCUGUUGGUUUCCACUAUGACAAGAGCCUACUGUUGCAACACUUUAAAGGAGGGAGAGUAUGGUGCAUGUUUCUACAAGCUCAGUAAGACGUCCUUUCCCAUGAUGUACUGUGCACGACCAAGUUCUCGGGUCUGGGAGGUAGACUAUGAAGGCAAUGUUCUCAGUACGCAUCAGUUCAAACAUCUACUAGCUACACCUCCCAUCAAAGUGAUUGACAUCAAUGAUAAAGAGUGGGUGACAACACCAACAUCAGAGUGGGCUGGACAAGGAAUCAACUUGCCUCGUCUGAAAAUGUUUGGGUCACAGUAUUUGCUGAGCUGGAAAAAUAAUCGUGUAUAUAUUCUAAACCCAGUCAAAGUAAAAGUCAUUCUAUGGACUGAAUUAGACACGGGUAUCAAAGAUCUUUGCACAGUGAAAAGUGACAUGUACCUGUUUAUGACUAGUGGGGAGGUGCGGAGGAUCCAGAUGUUUGCUGUGUCACAGGUCGUCUCAAUUCUCCAGAAGAAGAAUGUGACAUUGGCAGCAGAUUUGUGUUGUAAAUUUCAGCAGGUGCUUCUUAAAGGGAAGUGGAGGAAACAUCUGUCUGUGGACAGGUUACAGAGCAUUCAGCAGCAGAUCAAAGGAACAGACUUGGAGAAUGAUUACAACAUCUUUAUGGUGGAAGCUUCAAAAAAUGAUGUAGAAACUAUCUCAGAUGAAGAUGAUAGUUCUGAGACUGGAAGGAGCAGGUCAAGUAGCUCAGCCUCUGUUCAGAGCUACAGCAAAGUCAUUAACACAGUCAAUAGGAUGUCUACUGAAGAAGCCAUCUUAGAUUGUGAUGUCACUGAUCAUGAUUCAAACCAAGACUUUUCAGCAAUUUUUUCUCCGAACGGUGAAAAUUUCAGACAAACGGAUGAGGUGUGUAAAGAGGAUGGUGCUAAUAGUUAUUGUCAUAGUGAUGCAGACAAUAAACAAGACAUAAACGAACAAAUAGAUAUUGAAAAAUUACAUACUGGGUCAAAUUCACCUGAGUUGCAAUCUAAUGAAGUCAUUGUGGAAAACAAUAUUGUCACGAAGGUGAACAGGGAAGAAUUUGGAGACAGUCACCAUGACAGAAGUUGUGAUCUUGGCCCUAGUUGUGACACGGACAUUGAUAGAGAAAUAAAUGGGAAGCCAUCAUUACAGAUUACAAGUGCCUUGGUUCAUUCGGAACAUAACAAUGAUGAUAAUGUUGCUGCAUCUCCUCCUCAAGAUGAGAUAGACAACACCCUGCCAGUUGAAUCACACAAGAUCUUGCAGAAUGAUGAAGAUCUUGCCCCGGUGUUAGCAUUGAAUCAGAGUUCGGAAGUUUCCACUUCUCCUGGCAAGGUGAAGAAAAAGAGAAGAGUGAAAACAGUGAACCUUGGAGUUCCCAGCACAGACAACAAAACUAAGCCUGUACAGAAAGGGACCAAGUCUGGUGGAGGGAUGAAACGGUCUGUGAGUACCAGCAUAAUUGAUGGAGCAUUGAAGACUACAGAUUUCUCACAGAGGAGAUUAUCACUGGAUAUUUAUCAAGAUGAUAUUUUUUCUGAAGAAAGAAGUCCCUCACAGAAUGUAGAAAAUAAGACAAAUCUAUUGGAUGAAAGUCUGCCAGAAUCUAGUUCAUUGUCCUCAGAGGGUGUGACAUUAACAGAGGGAUGUGGCACAAUAUCCAGCACAUCUGCUAAAUCCUUGCACAAUGGGACUCCAGCCGACAAUAGAAAGACUGGUGGCAUGGUGAAGGUGAAAAGUGAAUCUGACAUAGCAAGCAACCUCAAAAUGGCUCAUUGUGCACCUCCAACCACACAUACUGGUGACAGACCCCACACAAUCAUAAAUGACAGGAGUGAUGGAAAAGAGACGGAGUUCUCAAACAGUUAUGAAAGGAAAUCAGCUGAAUUUAUGAGCAGUUCAGAGAGAAAGAAUGCUGACCUGACAGCAAGUCUUGACUCCAGCAGCCUUGGGUCGUCCCCCUCCCAGAGUCCACUCAGUCAGUCAUGGGAGGGACCAACAGCAGGCAGUCACACAAGUUCCUCCCCUAAAGUAUCACUCAGCAGUAUGAAGGAUAGCUUACAGUCUAGGUUCUCUGUGACCAAGCGUAAGUUUUUGAAGACAAUUAAGGAAAAAGCUUUGCUGACAAAGUCUCCAUCACAGGAAGACUUGUCAGGGAUGAACUUUCUGCCAAAGCCUCAUUCUGGUGAUGACCUAUUAACGAUGGACUCUGUAGCAAAUAAGGGAAAACCAGUCUUUGGCAGUAUUGCAGAAAGUAGUGGUGAACAAGUAACAGCGAACACUGAACCACCUGUGGAUUUAUCAGAGUUAAUGGCUAAGACUGACAGCACACUGAAGAUACUGCAGGACACUAAUGUAGUGCUAAAUAGUGCAGCAGUAAUGGACACUCUAAUGAACUGGGUGACUCAGUUAAACCGAACCCUACAGGUUUUACAUACUAAAGUUUACACUGACCAGCUAGCAGCAAGGACCCUAACAGACAGCAGCAAUAAAGGUCAAGUUCAAAACAAAGCACUUGAUAAUAACACUUCAGGUGAUUUGAAGGACGGGGGAUCGCAGAAAGAUGAUGGAAUAGAGAAUGUAACUCUAGAUCCAUAUAGCACGGACAAAUGGACAGAGUGUUGGUCAAAUACAGAAAGUGGACAGACAACAGAUCAUUGUGUUGAAAGUGAUGCAAAACCCAGCAAGUGA
This is a messenger RNA of Ylistrum balloti, 3237 nucleotides long. Its product is annotated as BLOC-2 complex member HPS5-like. Lineage: Eukaryota; Metazoa; Mollusca; Bivalvia; Pectinida; Pectinidae. Gene Ontology annotation, molecular function: protein binding. Bases 1 to 3237 code for a protein of 1078 amino acids. Gene Ontology annotation, biological process: developmental pigmentation. The record is from RefSeq and is a predicted model, not a curated record. The transcript is spliced from 17 exons. Gene Ontology annotation, cellular component: cytoplasm.